This is a messenger RNA of Cylindrotheca closterium, 621 nucleotides long. The record is from the annotation of a GenBank genome assembly. Lineage: Eukaryota; Bacillariophyta; Bacillariophyceae; Bacillariales; Bacillariaceae.
AUGGAGAUUGAGAAUGCUAAGUUUCUCACCUGCAUUGAUACCACUGUGUGUUAUCGCUCAUGUAUUCCCGUGCAGAACCUGAAGACUGACCCUGUAUUUGAAGCAUUGGAUAAGAUAUUCCGCCGCUACAACAAGGCAGGCUUUCAAGUCAAGACAAUCAAGUGUGAUCGGGCGUUCAUUCCUCUCACUGAUGAUAUGCUAGACAAUAUGGGUGCUACUAUUGACCCGACUGCAGCUGGAGACCACGAGCCUACCGCUGAGCGAAACAAUAGGACGUUGAAAGAAAGAGUCAGAGUAGCUCUUGCACGAUUACCCUACAAAGUGGUUCCAAAAGUGAUCACUGAAUGUCUUGGACGUCAAGCCGCCGAGCUAUUGAAUGUCUUUCCCCAGAAAGACAGUAUCUCAUCAAAUUUCAAACCACAGCAACUCAUUGAUAAUGUCAAUAUCAACUACAAGAGUGACAUGGUUGCUGAACUUGGACAAUAUUUUCAUGCAAUUGGGACGGAUUCCAACAAUUCAAUGGAACCCAGAAGUAUCGAAGCGAUUUACAUUGAACCUACCAAGGGACAACAUACUGGGCACCAAGUGCUCAACCUCAAUACUAAGAAGAUGAUUUCCUGA